This is a messenger RNA of Colletotrichum chrysophilum, 759 nucleotides long. RefSeq lists its product as uncharacterized. The transcript has 2 exons. NCBI's taxonomy places the organism in Eukaryota, Fungi, Ascomycota, Sordariomycetes, Glomerellales, Glomerellaceae. The record is from RefSeq and is a predicted model, not a curated record. Bases 1 to 759 code for a protein of 252 amino acids.
AUGGCAUCACUCGAAGGAAAGGUCUAUGCCUUUACCGGCGGUGCCAGUGGCAUCGGCCUAGCCACGGCAAAGAUCGUUGCCAAGCGAGGGGCAACUGUGUGUCUUGCCGACGUCGACCCCGAUGCCAUGAAAGAGGCUGAGGCCUAUUUUUCAGAGCAAAAGAUGCCAUUUUCGGUAACGAGGGUGGACGUUUCGAAAAAGGAUCAAGUCGAAGGUUGGAUAAGCGGUAUCAUCGAGCAGUUUGGCCGUCUGGACGGAGCGGCCAACGUCGCAGGCGUCAUAGGCAAGCACCACGGCAUCCGGGCUGUCGCGGACCUAGAGGACGAGGAAUGGGACAAGAUCAUUGCUGUCAACUUGACGGGGUGCAUGUACUGCCUCAGGGCGGAAUUAAGAAAUGUAGUGGACGGCGGCUCGAUUGUCAAUGUGGCCUCGAUACAUGGCGUCAAAGGUUUCGCCAAACACGGCGCAUAUGACGCCAGCAAACAUGGUGUAAUUGGUCUUACCCGCGCGGCGGCCAACGAGAACGGAGGCCGCGAGGUGCGGGUCAAUGCCGUAGCUCCCGGGGCCAUCUACACGCCGCUGAUGGAGAAGGCCUGGAAGUUCCACAACCGCCCGUCGGACGCCGAGUUCGACGAGCCGACGGCAUUCCAACGCCAGGGUACCGCGGAGGAGUGCGGAAACGUCAUCGCAUUCUUGCUCGGCCCAGAGAGCUCUUUCGUAAGCGGCAGCGUCUAUAACGUCGACGGUGCGUGGCUUUGA